Molecule: messenger RNA, 3027 nt
Organism: Oncorhynchus keta (chum salmon)
Lineage: Eukaryota; Metazoa; Chordata; Actinopteri; Salmoniformes; Salmonidae
Product: probable 28S rRNA (cytosine-C(5))-methyltransferase
Exons: 16
Coding region: 298-2544 (748 amino acids)
Biological process (GO): maturation of LSU-rRNA; rRNA base methylation
Cellular component (GO): nucleolus
Molecular function (GO): RNA binding; rRNA (cytosine-C5-)-methyltransferase activity
Source: RefSeq, a predicted model, not a curated record
UGAAUUUUGGGUUGUCUCUAGAAUGCAACUCGUUUGUUUUUAAAAGAAGUCAACGUGUCGUUAGCUAAUUACCGGCACAUCAUCAUACUUGAAUAUAGGGGGAUACCAUUGAUGGAUAACUUUAGCAUGCGUGGAAAAGUGUACUAUAACAUUAACAGUUGUCAACUAGUUAGCUCGAUAGCUACCUAACAUUCUUAUGACGAGAAUGCAGAUUUGUCAUGUGAAAAGGACGUUCCGCGUAUUAUAAUAACUUACGUUACAUGUUACACCGUGAUACUACCUGUGUUGGUGUCAGUCAUGGGCAGGAAGUUGGAUCCCACCACGUAUGUGAAGAAGGGGCCGGGGCGGAAGUCCAGGAAGCAGAAAGGAGCAGAGACUGAGCUGGCCAAGUUCUUAACGGAUGAGGAUACUGCACCAAAACGACUGUCAAGCAGGUCCAGGAAAAGAGCUGGGAAGCGAGCUCAAGUGACCAAAAAGCCCAAGGAAAGCACUGAGAAGGAGGAGCCAAAAAAAGGAUUCACAGAUGAAAACAGUGAAUGGCUGAAGCCAGCAAAGAGGAAGCGUGAGGUCGGUCAAUCAGAUAACGAGGACGACAGUGACAGCCAAUGGGAGCAGGAAGAGGACGAGGGACAAGAGGGAGGGGAGAACAAUAAAGGGAAAAAACUGCUAAUUGAAGGAGACGGUGACGAUGAUGACCUGGUUGAUGACUACGGUGCAUUGGAGGACAGCAGUGAAGGAGAGGGAGAAGUAGAUGGUGAUGGAGAGGAGCUGCUCCCCAUCGAGCGAGCUGCCAGGAAGCAGAAGAAGCUGCAGGAAGCAAUGGGCCAGGAGAGUGAUGAUGAUGAUGAUAAUGAAAAUAAGGGGAAGACUGGAGAUGAAGACAUGGAUGAAGAUGACACGGUACAGGCUAAUUUAGAUGAUAUGGACAAAUUCAUACUACCUGGAGCAGAGGAGAUUGCAAAAGAGGGUGUUUUGCUUGUAGACCUGCAGACCAUCCACCAGAGAAUAAAGGACAACGUGGAUGUUCUCUCUCACUUUGCUACCAAGAGGGAGGAGGGGAAAGAGAGAACAGAGUACCUCUCUCUCCUCAAAAAGGAUCUUUCCACUUACUACAGCUACAACAAUUUCCUCAUAGACAAACUGCUGGAUAUCUUCCCAGUGUCAGAGCUGAUUGAUUUCCUGGAGGCCAAUGAAAUUCAGCGACCUGUCACCAUUCGGACCAAUACACUGAAGACAAGGAGGAGGGACUUGGCUCAGGCCCUGAUCAACAGAGGGGUGAAUCUGGAUCCUCUGGGGAAGUGGUCUAAAGUGGGCCUGGUCAUUUUCGACUCCUCGGUACCCAUAGGUGCGACCCCAGAGUACCUAGCGGGUCACUACAUGCUGCAGGGAGCCUCCAGCUUCCUGCCUGUCAUGGCUCUCUCUCCCCAGGAGGGGGAGACUGUGCUCGACAUGAGCUCAGCUCCCGGGGGAAAGACCACCUAUAUGGCCCAGUUGAUGAGGAACACAGGUGUGAUUGUGGCCAAUGAUGCCAGUGCUGACAGACUGAAGAGUGUGGUGGGCAACAUCCACCGUCUGGGAGUCACCAACUCAAUGAUCUGUAACUACGACGGGAGGCAGUUCCCCAAGGUCAUGGGGGGGUUUGACAGAGUGCUGCUUGAUGCUCCCUGCUCAGGCACAGGAGUAAUCUCCAAAGACCCUGCUGUGAAGACCAGUAAAGACGAGUCUGACAUCCAGCGGUUGGCCCACCUGCAGAAGGAGCUCAUCCUGGCGGCCAUCGACUCGGUCAACGCUGAGUCUCCCUCUGGAGGCUAUCUGGUGUACUGCACAUGCUCUAUAAUGGUGGAGGAGAACGAGUGGGUAGUGGACUACGCUCUCAAGAAAAGAAACGUCAAACUCGUCCAGACUGGACUGGACUUUGGCAAAGAAGGUUUCACCAGAUUCAAAGAGAGACGAUUCCAUCCCUCUCUGAAACUCUCACGCCGGUUCUAUCCUCAUUCCCACAACAUGGACGGUUUCUUUGUGGCCAAGCUGAAAAAGUUCUCCAACAUGGUCCCAACCACAGCAGUUGAAAAAGACGGAGAAGAGGAAACCAAGCCAUCUGAGGCAGUAGAGGUUACAGCUGAUUCCUCUGAUGAGGACGGACCAUCUAAAGCAGGGUCUAAGAACAAGUCCAAGAAGCAGAAGCCAGUCCCUGGCAAGCCAGCUAUGUCACAGAAGGCCACAGCCAACGGGAAGCCAGACAAAAGCAUAGGCAAGAAAACAACAAACCUAAGCACCUUGAAAAAGAAUGAGAAACCAACUGGGCCGAAAAAGGCAAAGAUCGCUAAGAUGGAUGGUGGGACUGUGAAAGUGGAUGGAGAGCACAAGAAGUCCAACACAGUCAAAACAGAAGGGGAAACGACCAAACAGUCAAAGGAAGGGAGCAGGUUUGAGAAAAAGGGCGAUAAACAGAGGAAAUCCCCCAUGCAGAGCAAGAAGAGAAUGGGGAAGAACAAAUUCAAUAAGUUGAAGAAGCUGCUGAAAAAAGAAGAGGUUGGACAAUGAACAUGUAUAAAAUGUUUAUGAAAAUGAAGACUAAUUAUUUUGCAGUUGUCGCUAGUCAGAGAGGUCUAAGUUUCAUGACAGAUCAGUAAUUUUCACAAAAGUUGAGCAGAGCAUGUUAGCAUUGUUAAAUAUUGCCUCCCUUCAGACUGAAAAUCACUGCAGUAGGCCCUCCUUCGAGGGCCCUGAGCCUCAGCCCCUUUUGGAGUAGGUAGAUGUCCCUAACCACACAGAUACUGGAUCAGAAAUGUUUCAUGGCCCUCGUGGAUGAUUGCUUCUAGGUUAGGAAUAUGGUAAUAUGAUCCUAGCUCUGGUUGAGGGCAAUGUUCUAAUUUCAACUCUCAUUAAGCAUCACAAUUUCACAUUUUAUUCUUUCCUUGCAAUGCUAUCGGUUUGUUUUAAUUUCAUGUUGUCUUUUGGUCAAAUUGAUAUGUAUUGUAAAGACUAAUCCUUGAGACAAUAAAAUGUUUCAGAUUGUUUGCCAUA